This is a messenger RNA of Fomitiporia mediterranea MF3/22, 838 nucleotides long. Its product is annotated as Adaptor protein complex sigma subunit. The record is from RefSeq and is a predicted model, not a curated record. The transcript is spliced from 5 exons. Bases 38 to 619 code for a protein of 193 amino acids. Gene Ontology annotation, biological process: vesicle-mediated transport; intracellular protein transport. NCBI's taxonomy places the organism in Eukaryota, Fungi, Basidiomycota, Agaricomycetes, Hymenochaetales, Hymenochaetaceae. Gene Ontology annotation, cellular component: membrane coat; intracellular membrane-bounded organelle.
CUGGAGUGGAACUACAAUCACUAAGUACGCCUACAGGAUGAUACACGCAGUGCUCAUAUUCAACACUUCCGGUGUGCCACGUCUGACGAAGUUCUAUACGCCGCUCCGGACCCCUGCACAGUCUCUUGUCAACAAGAUCUUCUCGCUCAUUUCUUCUCGCCCUGCGUCCCUCUGUAACUUUCUCGAUACCCCAGAACUCAAUGCGCUGCUUGGGGAUAGAAUAGGAGAUGAAGUACGGGUGGUGUAUCGGUGCUAUGCGACGCUAUACUUUGUCUUUGUUGUGGACACUUCAGAGAGCGAGUUAGGUAUCCUGGAUUUAAUACAGGUAUUUGUCGAAUCACUGGAUAAGGCCUUUGAGAACGUCUGCGAACUCGACUUGGUAUUCCACUUCGACGAUGUACACCACAUCCUUGCAGAGGUAAUCCAAGGCGGCCUGGUACUAGAGACGAACGUCGAUGAAAUCGGUGAAGCAAUUCACGCGUCGUCGCAGGCCCGUAAGCAGGCCUUCCAGUCUGCGAACCCGCUUGCUCUGGGAUCCGGCUCAGGUCCACGUAGCUCGUCCCUGCAAACGCCGAUUGGCUGGUUAACAAACCGUCUCACGGGCGUCGGUGCUCGUUAGUGUUUUCCGAUUUCCACCGGUAAUCUACGUUCAGCACACAUUGCAAUUUAAUUGCUACAAUCGCACAUGAUACUCGCACUGUACUAUAUCGGAUUCUUUUCGUUAUCCUCUUCUUUUUUUCGAGAUCCAGCAUGUAUUUGUGUCGUAGAGAUAUCUACUGUGUCUCGGUGUCAAUUGGUAGAUAUCACUCCGACAUGCAGUUCAUGUGGACGCGCGAAC